Molecule: messenger RNA, 1632 nt
Organism: Podospora pseudocomata
Lineage: Eukaryota; Fungi; Ascomycota; Sordariomycetes; Sordariales; Podosporaceae
Exons: 1
Coding region: 1-1632 (543 amino acids)
Biological process (GO): phosphatidylcholine biosynthetic process
Source: RefSeq, a predicted model, not a curated record
AUGGCCGAACCAGAAGUCGCAUCAACAGACAGCGAAGCUGUCCCUACACCAGAAAACAGCACCCCCCUCGAUGAUGCCUCUCCUCUCGAAGAACAUGUCCCCUCCAUCGAUACGCCAACGCUCGCGCCCACCUCCCCCGAGUCCCGUCUCUCUCGAAACCCUUCAUUCUCCGGCAGCAGCAGUACCUACCAAGAAGACUGGGACUCCAACUUCCCCCCUCUGGACCGCCUAACUGUCUUGGAGCUGCUCGAUAACUUCACCCUCCCGCAACAGCUUGAGAAACUCCAGAAGGGCAUCUCGGCCCAGACUGAGAAAGUGCGCAAGUCCCGCGAAGCCUUCAACACUAAAUCCCGCCAAGCCCGCGAGCGCAUGGUAGACGAAUGGCGCCGUCGGGUCCCCUCCGCUGAAGAGCAGCUCGACCGGUACCGCAAGCGCAUGAGGAACUCGGUCGACAAACUCGGGAAACGCUGGAACGACACCAAAGCUAUCACCCUCCGCGAGAAGAUCUCGUUCAUCUUCGGUGUCAUGAACAUUUUUGUCUCGGGGUAUCUAAUCGGCGGCUGGCCAGAGUACAUGCACUGGUGGUACACCAUCCAGAUCCUGUACUUUAUGCCUAUUCGCUUCUACACCUACCACAAGCGGGGAUACCACUACUUUCUCGCCGACCUCUGCUACUUUGUCAACUUUCUCCUGUUGUUAUCCGUUUGGGUCUUUCCAAAGAGUAAACGGCUGUUUACAGCCGUGUACUGCCUCGCAUUUGGAAACAACGCCGUGGCAAUCAUCAUGUGGCGCAACUCGCUGGUCUUCCACUCGUUUGAUAAAGUCACCUCGCUCUUCAUCCACAUCAUGCCCUGCGCGACGUUGCACUGCAUCGUUCACUUAAUCUCCCCCGAACACCAAGCCUCUCGCUUCCCAGCAAUUUACACAAUCAAGCACUCUCCCGCUGGCUCGCCAACCGCUUACGCCAACGUCCUGAGCAUGCUAGCCUGGUCCACAAUCCCGUACGCGAUUUGGCAGUUGAGUUACUACUUUUUUAUCACCGUCCGCCGGAGAGACAAAAUCGCCGCCGGCCGCCCGACAUCCUUCACCUGGCUCAGGCAAUCGUAUUCCAAAGUCUGGAUCGGAAAGUUUGUGUUGGGGCUCCCGGAGGCGUUGCAGGAGCCAGCGUUCAUGUUUAUACAAUAUGCAUACGCGGUCCUGACGAUGCUACCGUGCAGCCUGUGGUUUUACUACAGGUGGGCGAGUGCGGGUUUUUUGGGAGUCGUUUUUGUUUGGUCGGUGUACAACGGGGCGACGUAUUAUAUUGACGUUUUUGGAAAGAGGUUUCAGAAGGAGCUGGAGGCGAUGAGGAAGGAGGUGGAGAGGUGGCAGGGUGAGCAUGAGGGGUUGGUUGGUGGAGGCGGGUGGAGUGAUCAUGGGGAGGAGAAGAAGGUUGGGCUUGGGGAGGGGAUUAGUGGGAAGGUGCUGGAUGAAAGGAGGGAGGGGGAUGAGGAUAGUGGGGGUGGGUUGGAUAAUAUUCCGCUGUUGAAUGAUGAACGGCCGGCGGCGGCGAUGGUUACGGGGUUGGAGGUUGGUGAUGGGGGGGCGAGGGAUGUGGCUAGGGAGAGGAGGCAGGGGAGGGGGGGGAUUUAA